AAGUCUACAUCUACAUCAUCCUCCUCCUCAGGUCUGAUAUGAGAAGAGCACAAAAAGUAGAAAAUUCUUCUUCUUCUUCUUCUACCCGACCGGUACUCUUCCACGGCGUUUCCUCGUCUUCUCAAAUCAGGGUUUCCCUCAGCUCUCUGGGUAUAGUCUCACUUCUGAGUCUCCUGUAUAUUGUUUAUUUGCGACCAUUGCUCUACUACCGCCUGAAAUCUGAACCUUUUUCUUUUUCCCCUCGAUGGAUACUGCAAGAUGUGCAGCCCGAAUAUCAGUUUGAUGUUUAACCAGCUGAGCAAUUAUAUUUCGGUGGAGGUGUGACGUAAUUAUCUGCAAUUGUUGUUCUUUGCUGAUCUCAGAUGGAUGAUGGUGGGCAUCGUGAAAAUGGAAGACUCAAAGCAGAACAGCAGUAUAAAGCAGCUCAGGGUCAGUGGUUGAUGCAACAUCAACCACAUCAACCAUCGAUGAAACAGAUAAUGGCCAUAAUGGCCGAGAGAGAUGCAGCCAUUCAAGAAAGAAAUUUGGCCUUCUCUGAGAAGAAGACUGCCCUUGCAGAGCGAGACAUGGCAUUCCUGCAGCGAGAUGCAGCAAUUGCAGAACGAAAUAAUGCCAUAAUUGAACGAGACAAUGCCAUUGCAACACUUCAGUACCGGGAAAACUCCUCCUUAACCAGUGGCAAUGUAUCUUCAUGUCCACCAGGAUGCCAAAUUUCACGUGGGAUCAAACAUAUGCACAACCCGCAGCAGCAUGUACAUCACCUACCCCACAUGAAUGAAGCUUCAUAUGGUACAAGGGAGAUGCACACAAACGAUUCCCUGCCACUACCACCAGAUCCUCCCACAGCUCCCAAGUCUAGGCAGACCAAACGACCCAAGGAGCCCAAGACAAUGCCCCCAAACAAAAAACCUGUGAAAUCUCCAAGGAAGGUCAAGAGGGAGAGCGAGGACUUGAACAAGAUGACGUUUGACAGAUUGCAUGAGUGGAAGGGUGGUCAGGAAAUGUGCGGUGGUGCUGAAGAUCUUAACAAACAGUUAGUUGUGUCAAAGUCUGAUUGGAAAUGUCAGGACCUGGGCUUGAACCAGGUUGCAUACGAUGACUCCACCAUGCCAGCACCGGUGUGCUCCUGCACUGGUGUUCUGAGGCAAUGCUACAAGUGGGGAAACGGGGGUUGGCAAUCCUCGUGUUGCACUACUACAAUGUCAAUAUACCCACUGCCAGCAGUGCCCAAUAAACGACAUGCAAGAGUGGGUGGCCGGAAGAUGAGCGGAAGUGCUUUCAACAAGUUAAUUAGUCGACUGGCAGCUGAAGGCCAUGAUCUGUCGAAUCCAGUUGACCUCAAGGACAACUGGGCCAAGCAUGGAACAAAUCGCUACAUUACGAUCAAGUAGACUUGGGAGCGGUUUUAAACUGGGUAGAGAUACAGACAGGUAGGAGAAGGGCACAUAGGUGUUCAUGCAAUUCAAAAUUUGUUUUCAGCUUGGUUGUUGGGGCGGUAAGGAAUUGAUAAAGAGGCAGUUGAAGUUGUUGGGUUUGGGAAUUCCAAUGUACUUGGGGAUAUAUCAUAAUCCAAGUUCAAAUGCAGCUAUAAACAGGCUGCUUCUCUUGGUCCUUUUUCUGGUACAUUAGUAGGUGGAUGCUUAAUGUGAAAUUUCUGUAAUUCCAUCCGGGUAGGCUCAAAUCAUCUCAGGCUAUAGAACUUCAUGUAUUUGUAUCAGGAACAUAAUCCACAACUGUAAGUUCAAUAGUAUAAAUUUCUUUCACCUUAGUGAGAA
Rosa chinensis is the source of this 1775-nucleotide messenger RNA. RefSeq names its product protein BASIC PENTACYSTEINE6. The coding region runs from base 363 to 1391 and encodes 342 amino acids. Gene Ontology annotation, biological process: response to ethylene. Gene Ontology annotation, molecular function: DNA-binding transcription factor activity; sequence-specific DNA binding. The transcript has 3 exons. NCBI's taxonomy places the organism in Eukaryota, Viridiplantae, Streptophyta, Magnoliopsida, Rosales, Rosaceae. The record is from RefSeq and is a predicted model, not a curated record. Gene Ontology annotation, cellular component: nucleus.